CACUGCGCACGCGCAAUUCUAUAUCCGCUCCGAUUUCUCCGCCAUCUUGUGUCGCCUUUCUAUUGUUCAGAUCUGGGGCUAACAGAGGCGGCAUAGCAGAAUUUGAGCGAUUUAUUUAACCUUUUCCAAGACGAUUCUGUGGGUAGCAACGAAACACUAAACAAAGUACAAAAUACCGAGACCGUGAAAGAAUACAAACACGAGUGGAUUUAUCUCUCAGGGCUCGAUCUGUUAUUCGAUCGGAAACAUGAUGGACGACGAACAGCCCAAGACUCUGUAUGUGGGGAACCUGUCCCGGGACGUGACGGAGGCGCUCAUCCUGCAGCUGUUCAGCCAGAUCGGCCCCUGCAAGAGCUGUAAAAUGAUCGUAGACACGGCUGGCAAUGACCCGUACUGCUUUGUGGAGUUCUACGAGCACAGGCACGCGGCCGCCUCCCUGGCCGCGAUGAACGGGCGUAAAAUAAUGGGUAAGGAGGUUAAGGUGAACUGGGCUACGACUCCAAGCAGUCAGAAAAAAGACACAAGUAAUCACUUCCACGUCUUUGUCGGAGACCUCAGCCCAGAAAUCACCACCGACGACAUCAAAGCCGCGUUCGCCCCGUUCGGGAGGAUAUCCGAUGCUCGUGUGGUGAAGGACAUGGCGACUGGGAAGUCCAAAGGCUACGGCUUCGUGUCCUUCUUCAACAAAUGGGAUGCAGAGAACGCCAUUCAGCAGAUGGGAGGCCAGUGGCUGGGAGGCAGGCAGAUCCGGACCAACUGGGCCACAAGAAAGCCCCCUGCGCCCAAAACCACCUACGAGACAGGUAACACCAAGCACCUGUCCUUCGACGAGGUGGUGAACCAGUCCAGCCCCAGCAACUGCACUGUCUACUGUGGGGGGGUCACUACCGGACUCACAGAGCAACUGAUGAGACAGACCUUCUCCCCCUUCGGACAAAUCAUGGAAAUUAGAGUUUUUCCCGACAAAGGCUAUUCAUUCAUCAGAUUUAACUCCCACGAGGGGGCGGCCCAUGCCAUCGUGUCCGUGAACGGGACUUCGAUAGAGGGCCAUGUGGUGAAGUGCUACUGGGGCAAGGAGACGACGGACAUCGUCAGCCCCAUGCAGCAGGUGCAGGUGCCCCAGAGCAAAGUGGGCUUUGCCGCGCAGCCUUACGGGCAGUGGGGCCAGUGGUACAGCAAUGCCCAGCAGAUCGGCCAGUACGUGCCCAACGGCUGGCAGGUGCCCGCCUACAGCGUCUACGGGCAGGCCUGGAACCAGCAGGGCUUUAAUCACAUACAGGCCGGUGGCGGCUGGACGGGCGUGAGCGCGGUCAGUAAUGGCGGUGUGGUGGAGCAGGCGCAGGGCGUGAACGGGAGCGUUCUAGCUAACCAGUCUGGCCUGGGAGCCACGGGGUACCCCACUCACUGAUGGGGGGGGGGCAGGGGGGGGACGGACACCCCCAGCCCUCCGCGGCCGCUGGCCCUCUGCAGGGGGGGGGGGUUCCAGACCACCGCUCUCGGCCAACACCAGGCCCCUGAGGAGGGGAGGGGAGGGGAGGGGAGGGGGGGCAGGGGCGGGGUUAGGGGCAGGAGGGGGGUGGUGAUUUGACCUCUGACACCAUCAUUUUUUUCAUAUUAUUUGCGAUGGGAAGUAAGCAGUUGAGUGUGCAGCCCCGGAGGACUGGAGAUGCAGUGCCCUGGGAUUUACACACACACACACACACACACACACACACAGACAUGCAUGCACACACACACACGAACACAUACACACACACACAGACAUGCAUGCACAUACACACACGAACACACACGCGCACGCAAGGUCUUUGGCCAGGUGUCAGACAGACUCAUUGACGGAAAAGGACUAUGCCAUUUUUAAAAAACAAAAUGAAUAAAAAAAUUACUAUGAAUAAAAUAAGAUAGUGACUCUUUUUGGGAUAUGCUUUUGUUUUUGUUUUUGGGGUUUGAUUAGAGCGAUUUAAACUGCUGGUUUCAUAAAAAACGGAGCUUUGCCAUUUUUUUUUGUUUUUUUUGUUUUGUUUUUUGGGACUGUCAGUGUAAAUCAGUUUUAAAAAAGAAACGUGUUUCCAGCAAUGAGCGGUGAUAACACCACGAAUCAUGUGAAAACGUUACAGACCUUUUUAUGUUUAUAAAGAAAACAAAAUGGAUGUCAGCUGUUGUAUUUUUUUAAAUUAGAUUUUCAAUUUUUGUUUCUCUAAACUAAACCAAUUGCAGGGAUUUACUGCCACUCUUCUCUUUCCUUGAAGGCAGACGAAUAUUGCACAAUACUAUAACUCUUGGUUAUCUUUUCACAAAUUUGAUGUUCUUACACAAAUUAUAGGUAUUUUAAAUUGUUUUGCAUUCCACUUUUUUUUUUUCUUCCUUUAGAAUGUUGUGUAUUGGAGGGCUUCUAAGCGUUUUGUAUGUAAAUAACCAAACAGAGUCUGUUCAAAUGUCCUGAAACUGUAUAAAAAAAGCCUCAUGUUAA
Anguilla rostrata (American eel) is the source of this 2470-nucleotide messenger RNA. RefSeq names its product cytotoxic granule associated RNA binding protein TIA1. Lineage: Eukaryota; Metazoa; Chordata; Actinopteri; Anguilliformes; Anguillidae. The record is from RefSeq and is a predicted model, not a curated record. The coding region runs from base 248 to 1408 and encodes 386 amino acids. Gene Ontology annotation, molecular function: RNA binding. The transcript has 12 exons.